Messenger RNA from Symbiodinium sp. CCMP2456, 1388 nucleotides. NCBI's taxonomy places the organism in Eukaryota, Dinophyceae, Suessiales, Symbiodiniaceae. The record is from the annotation of a GenBank genome assembly.
AUGGUCACAAACUUGAAGUGCUUGGAGGCUCUAGAGGGAGCUUUUAACUUGCCCGGGACUAGCGAAAGCAUGGAUGGGAAGGACGGCAAGGGCAAGGACAAGGACGUGCCACGGUAUCGGAGCUUCGAAGGCUUCAGCACCUACACAAAGAAGUCGAUCCUCGGUGUGCAGGUGGCCCAGCUGGGGUCCGGGCGAAUUUUCGGGGAACUGGCGUUGCAGAACACGAAGCCGCGUGCGGCGACCAUCAAGUGUGCGGAGGAUUCCGCCUUCUUGCGGAUUCCGUAUGCAACCUACCAGGGUGUGGUCAAGGAGAUCUUCGACGAGGCGCGGGCAGUGGAGGAAUCCAUUCGCAUCCUCAAGACUAGCGCCUUCUUCCGGGACCUGGAGCGCAAUUCCCCUGGGCUGAUCAAAGAGCUGGCCUCGCGCGGGUGUACGAAAAUCGAGGAGCGGCGCGAGCAAGUUCUUUUCCGCCAGUUCGACCCACCUAACAACUGCUACAUCCUGCUCGAGGGCUCCGUGGACGUCUUCAUCUACAAGAAGACCAGGGACAAGAGCGCCAGCCUCUUGAGGAAAGACGAUCAGCCGACACCACGCGGCCAGGAACCGAUCGACAAGAAGACGACCAUCACGGAGGCGGCGAACAUGUGGAAGCAGCAGAGGGAGGCCGAGAAAGCAAACAAGCUCCGGCCGGUCAACAAGAAGGACAAAAACCGCAAGUUUGAGCCCUGGCCGGGAGAGUUUACGCGCUACAAGACCACGGAGGGCUUCAGCACUUUUGCCAAGGACUCGAAGUAUGGGAAGCUGGUGACGACGCUGAAGCCCGGGGCUGUCGUCGGCGAGCUCGGGCUGCGGAAUAACGAACCGCGGGCUGCGACGAUUCGGUGCGCGGAGAAUUGCAAGUUCCUGGUGGUGGGGAAGAACAUCUUCUUGGAGGUUCUGAAGGUCUUCCCACCCGACUUUGACUUCAUGAUCGAAGGCAUCGUGGCUGCCGAGCCGGCUGCCUACCUGAUCAGGGAGGGCACCGUGCGUUUUCAGCGGCACAAGUACGCCGGCGAGAACUGGGUCUACGCGCAUCGAAAUGCGCCCCUGAGGGGCUCGAGGCUGCCCGACCUCCCAGCCUACCACCAGUACUCGACGUCCUCGAUGCGGAACCGGCGGAUUCUGGAGCUGCAGGGUCAUGCUUCGCUGGUCUCCGCAAACUUCCGCACUCAGCUCCCAGAGUCCGGCGACGAGUCGCCAAAGUUCAGCAAGCUCGGAAACGAUCUGGCUCGGCCACAGACGGGGGCUCCGAAGGAAACCCGCCUAGUGACCUGCGACGUGAUCAAGGAGCCCAACCUUUUCUGCAGCAUGCCCUUUCUCCCGCUGCCGGUUGCGGAGCCAUUCUCUGU